This is a messenger RNA of Drosophila rhopaloa, 3161 nucleotides long. RefSeq lists its product as uncharacterized. The transcript is spliced from 4 exons. The coding region runs from base 594 to 2651 and encodes 685 amino acids. Lineage: Eukaryota; Metazoa; Arthropoda; Insecta; Diptera; Drosophilidae. The record is from RefSeq and is a predicted model, not a curated record.
ACCACGGCGCGAAGCAGACGCGUUUCUCUCUCUUUCUCCUCCUUCAGGCGGGCCAUCGAUCGAUCCUCGCUCGGUUCGAAUUAAUAACAAAUACUGGAACAAAAAAAAACAAAAAUAAAAAACUCAGCGAAUUCGAGCAAAACAAACAGCAAACACUAGUUGCAAAUCAAACAAAAGAAAAACCGCAAGCGAAACGGAAAGAACCGCUUGCAAAACGGUUAGCGAAGUGAUCAACACGCUUUUUGUGUCCUUUUUUUUUUGAUAUUUUCUUUUGUGUGUGCUCCACUUGCGAUCGUUAAUUGUUGACCGCGUGCAACGCCCCACCCCUCUUCCCCCGCUGCUGUCAUUACCGUCAGCCCAUCAGCAACAUCGCAGCAGCAACAUCAGCAACAUUGGCGUCCAAAAGUAACGGCCACCGUUCAAGUGCAACAGUUUUCGAAAGUUGCCGCUAACGCAUCCUGUUUGUCAGCCUUCGGAAUUUGGAAUUGGAAUCGGAACUUUAACUGGAACAGCCAGGAGAAACGGCGGAAUCGGGCCAAGGACCUUAUAGAAACAUCACCAUCAUCAGCAGCAACCACAGUAACGGCAGCAACAUGCAACAUCAACAUCAACUGCAACAACACAAACAAGUGCGCUGCAGAAAUCUACGAAGAAAUGUAGAAAUCGGUGCUAAGAAGAUUUGGCUGCCGCUUAUCAUUUUCCUUUCACUGCAGGUCGCCCUCGUCUGCGCCGACGAUGUGGAGGUGGUGAAGGCCAUUGCCGGCGGACCGGACGACGAUCUGACCAUCGCCCUCGGCGACCACGAGAACGAGCUGGACCAGAUGGCCCAGGAGUCGGAGCAGGAGCAGCAGGCCCAGGCGCAGCAGCAGCAACAGCAGCAGCAGCAGCAACAGCAACAGCAGCAGCAGCUGCCGCAGAUCCAGAUGCAGUUGCCGCAAUCGGUGCCCAAGGUGCAGGUGCACUACCAACACAACAUGCCCCAGCCGCCGCCCAGUGUGGCCGUCGGUCUCACCAUGCGCAACAACCACCAGAACAUCCCGCUGAGCUUUGGCCAGCCCUUCGGACCUCCCCCACCCCCAGGCGCCCAGUUCUACAAGGGACCGCCGCCGCCGCAACUGCAGCAGCGACCGCAGCCACCGCCCCAGAUGCAGUUGCAGGUGCAACCGCAGCAGCAGCAGCAGCAGCAGCAGUUGCAGCAGGGCCAGCAGCAGCAGGUGCAGGUGCCCGACUUGAGUGUGGGUGCAUCUAGCAACAACGAGAUCUGGGCGGCUCCCGUCCAGGACAUGCCCAAGAUCGUGUCCCUGGACGUGAAGUGCGAGAAGAACGGGAUGAAGGUGUUCGUGCAGUUCGACAAGCCCUUCAACGGGAUCGUCUUCUCCAAGGGCCACUACAGCAACAUGAACUGUGUGCAUCUGCCGUCGGGAUUGGGCCGCAGCUCGGCCAGCUUCGACAUCGGACUCCACGAGUGCGGCACAGCGGGCAACACGGACAACUACAACCAGGGCUAUGGCCACGAGGCGGGCAGCACGGGGGCGGGCACCUACUUCGAGAACAUCAUCGUCAUCCAGUACGAUCCGCAGGUGCAGGAGGUGUGGGAUCAGGCCCGCAAGCUGCGCUGCACGUGGCACGAUCAGUACGAGAAGAGCGUCACCUUCCGUCCGUUCCCGGUGGACAUGCUGGAUGUGGUGCGGGCCGAUUUCGCCGGCGACAAUGUCGGCUGCUGGAUGCAGAUCCAGGUGGGCAAGGGUCCGUGGGCCUCCGAGGUGUCCGGCCUGGUCAAGAUCGGCCAGACGAUGACCAUGGUGCUGGCCAUCAAGGACGACGACUCCAAGUUCGAUAUGCUGGUGAGGAACUGUGUGGCGCACGACGGCAAACGGGCGCCCAUCCAACUGGUGGACCAGCGGGGCUGCGUCACCCGGCCCAAGCUGAUGUCGCGCUUCACCAAGAUCAAGAACUUCGGGGCCUCCGCCUCGGUGCUGUCGUACGCCCACUUCCAGGCCUUCAAGUUCCCCGACUCGAUGGAGGUGCACUUCCAGUGCACCAUCCAGAUCUGCCGCUACCACUGUCCGGAGCAGUGCUCGGCGGAGACGAAUCUGCAGGACGUGCACCACCUGCAGGUGGGUCCCGAAUCGCAGUACGGCCCGCCGCCGCAGCUGCAUGUGGAUGCCUACCAUGUGGCCAGUGCCAUUGGCAAGCGGCGGGAUGAGAGGCGCGUCCAGAGGCGGGCCCGUGCGGUGGCCGAGCCGCAGGUGGGCCUGAACCGGAUCAUCAAGGUGGUCUCCUCCGGGGACCUGACCUUCGCCAUCGACGAGCAGGCGGGCAAUGGGAGCAGCUCGUUGAACGGAUCCGGCGCCGGCGUGGACCGCAGUCCACAAACCAUGGUCUUUCCGCUGCGCGAGGAGGGUCUGAUCUGCAUGACCACGCCGGGCUUCGCCAUCACGCUGAUCGUGCUCCUGGGCAUCCUGAUCACAUCCUGCCUCACCUCCGCCGUGCUCUACGUCCGCCUGCGUCCGUUCUCGUCGUUCGCCGCCAGCGCCAAGGAGCGGGCCGUCGCCUUCACGAAUCCCCAGCUGGCACCGCUCCCAGUCAUCCAGCUGCCGUCGCCGGCGGAUUUGCAGGGAACGCUCUCCAAGAAGCGGGCAAUGUCGUGAGCACGCCCGGACUGUGCGACUGCCACUGGUUCCGAGGGCGGAGGCCAAAUACCGGUGGCUAGGCACUGGCACUAGUGCUAGUUGGGAUCAGGUCUUGGGGGUUUCCGUUUGGGGCACACAGCUAGUAGAAAAAGGUAAACUUUCACAGCUAAAGAGUCUUUAUUGCAACCAUUAUUCAAAUCGGGUUUCAAAUCAAUUGGUACUAAAAUCAAAUCAACUUUCGAAUCAAAUUAAAAUUGAUUUAAUUACAUAAUAACAAUUGAUAUAAAAUAUGUCUAAAAUCUUCAUAUCUGCUUCAUAGCAAAUAUUAAUCGGGCUUUAAAUCAAUUAAAAAUUUAAAAGUCCAAUUAACUUUCGGAUCAAUUUCAAAUCAAAUAAAUAAAUAAACAGCAAUUGAUAUGAGAAAUAUUUAAAAUGAAAUUUCAAAAUUGUUUAAAAAUUUUGUAACACUUUUUGAGAGUUAUUUCUGAAAUCCCGACUGUUAAUAAUAAGAAUAUCCAAAUCAAAUAU